CCAUCAUGUAUACCCAGCGACCGUUGGCGUACGCCCCUACGCCGUAUAGCUAUACGCCAAGCCCGGCGUUGGCGGCAUCUAUCAACCUUGAUGAAGAAGUAAAAUUAGCUUCCAGCGCGGCGGAGCGGGAUCUCUACGAGUCGUUGGCUGAGAUCUACGGUAUUAUCGUGACUUUGGAUGGCCUGGAGAAGGCUUAUAUCAAAGAUGUGGUUACGGAAGCGGAGUACACGGAGACAUGUACCCGGCUCUUGAAACAGUACAAGUCCACUUUGGGUGAUGAGACUGUUGCGAACGAGUUUGUCGAUCUAGAGACCUUCAAACGUACCUGGGAGCUGGAAUGCCCUCGCGCCACUGAACGUCUCCGCAUCGGCCUCCCCGCGACAGUCGAACAAGCCUCCCACAGCACACCCGCCGCGAACAUGGCUCCAGCAGCAGCAGGACCUGCAGGAGCAUCUGGUAGCUUGAUCUUGACGGCUACUGAGAAUUUCAUCACCUUUUUGGAUGCAUUGAAGCUGAACAUGGUGUCCAAGGACGCACUGCACCCGCUUCUGUCGGAAGUGAUCCAGUCCGUCAAUAAAGUCACCGAUGUCGACUUCGAGAACCGGGGCAAGAUUAUCCAGUGGCUGAUCACAUUGAAUCAGAUGCGUGCAACUGAGGAACUCGGUGAAGACCAGGCCCGGGAGUUGGCAUUUGACAUUGAGCAAGCAUACCUGGGAUUCAAGGCCACUUUGGUCGGACUAAUCAGCCCUCAGAACUUCUGCACCAUGAUAAGCGCCGAUCCCGACGAGCCUCUCCACGUGUUCGAUCUUCCCCAGAUCCAUACUAAACCGUCCGGCACUGAGCUCAUCCAAGCCCUCGACCUGCUAACGGUCAAACCGCGGAGUUUCGGGCCCGUAGCCCAUGAAGCGACAAAGAGCCGGACUGUGCAGCCAGCCGGAGUGACCCGCUAUCUGACAUCUAUCAUUGCCAGCCCGCUGGCAUGGCUCGACACUGACGAGCUCCGGGAGGCCGUCUGGGACGCCGCUGCAGCCCGACUCAGCGAGCGCUCCGGUCGAACCGCCAUGCCCGCCAUGUCCCGAGUCUUCAGCAUCCCUAGUACCACAUCCGAUGGACUCGAAGGCGAAGAAUUCACACUGACCCUCCACGAACCCUCCUUAACAGCCGACAACCUGGGCAUGAAAACCUGGGUCUCCUCAUACCUCCUCUCUCGCCGCCUCCACAAUCUUCUCGACUCAACUCCCAACCUCGUCCCUACCACGUCCACCACCCCGCAACCCCGCCCAGACAACAACAAGACCCUCCGCGCCCUCGAACUCGGCGCCGGAACAGGACUCGUGGGCCUCUCUUUCGCCGCCCUGCGCGGCUCAUCAGCCUCCAUCCAUCUCACAGAUCUCCCGGACAUUGUGCCCAACCUAGCCCACAACGCAGCUCUCAACGUUGAAUUGCUCAAUCGGACAGGCGGCGUCGUCACAACGGGUGUUCUUGAUUGGACUGACACCCCGGACCCGCUGCCCACUGCACAGGAGCAGUACGAUCUCAUCCUUGCUGCGGAUCCGUUGUAUUCGCCUAGUCACCCGAAGUUGCUGGUCGACACGAUCACGCAUUGGCUGAGUAGGGGGCUGGAUGCCCGUGUUGUGCUGGAAAUGCCACUCCGGGAUGCAUAUCUACCUCAGGUGCAGGAGCUGCGGGACCGAAUGGGACAGUUGGGGCUGGCGAUGGUGGACGAGGGCGAGGAGAUUGGCUAUGACGAUUGGGAGUCGGCGGAUGGGGGAGCUUUGGAGGUGAAGUUAUCCGGUAUAUCCAAGUGUACGGCGUCGGAUAGCAACUCGGAAGCGAAGCCUAUGGGCAGCCUUUCUCGUAUAGACCCUUUCAGUUUUCUAGCUCUUCUCGCAGCAUCGAGCUGUUUCUUCUCUGCUAUCAACAUGGUUAUCGGUCUCCUAGCAAUUACCGCCAUCCCCACCGUCACCGGCGUGGCCAUGGGGGUGAGUGAACAGCGCAAAGCAAAUGAGAGGAAGAAUGAUGAGCGACGCAUGGCAAAGUUUAAUAUUGAUGUCGCACCACCACCAAAUGAGGAACCUGACGAUGAGGUUCAAGGGUUACGGGUGGUGCUGAGGGACUGCAAGGUUUAUCUCGAUGAUCCUGUGCCCUCGAAGCGAAAAGUCCCCGCACACACCGCGGCAGCGUUUUAUAUUGAGUACCCAGAGCCAGACCAUAUGAAACACCUCAAGCGGGGUUUUGGAUUAGCGACCACCAUCUCAGAUAACCCGCCGAUGUUGGGUUGGCUAUACGCCGAUACUAACACACAUGAAAUGAAGUAUGGAAACCGGUCAUCGAGUUGCGAUCAUGUUGUUGGGCCGUGGGAUUGGGAGGAUGAGGAGACCACGGUGACACUGGAGGAGAACAGGCAGUUUGUGGCAGUGCAAGAAGACGAUGGCUGUUGGGCGCUAUACUACGAUCGCGAUGGCGAUGAUUUAGAGCGUGUAUUGGAGGAACAGGGCAAAUUGGACAAUGACUUCCAACCCUUGAGAUUGAAGCGGAACCUGAUUGAACAGCCUGUACAAAAAACAAAAAAUGAUAAUUCGUGA
Messenger RNA from Aspergillus neoniger CBS 115656, 2585 nucleotides. RefSeq names its product S-adenosylmethionine-dependent methyltransferase. Bases 6 to 2585 code for a protein of 859 amino acids. Lineage: Eukaryota; Fungi; Ascomycota; Eurotiomycetes; Eurotiales; Aspergillaceae. Gene Ontology annotation, biological process: protein transport to vacuole involved in ubiquitin-dependent protein catabolic process via the multivesicular body sorting pathway. Gene Ontology annotation, cellular component: ESCRT I complex. The transcript is spliced from 9 exons. The record is from RefSeq and is a predicted model, not a curated record. Gene Ontology annotation, molecular function: protein-containing complex binding.